This is a messenger RNA of Vollenhovia emeryi, 9620 nucleotides long. RefSeq names its product maternal protein tudor. Bases 448 to 8397 code for a protein of 2649 amino acids. The record is from RefSeq and is a predicted model, not a curated record. The transcript has 13 exons. Lineage: Eukaryota; Metazoa; Arthropoda; Insecta; Hymenoptera; Formicidae. Gene Ontology annotation, biological process: spermatogenesis.
GACAUUUACACAAACUAGACAAUUAUUUGAAAACGUUAGAUCCAAACGAUCGAGCAUACGAUCUUACCGAGGGAAAUGAAGGAGACGAUAGCAUUAAUAAGACAAACUUUCAAUACUUAUCGCCUGUCAGCGCGUAUUCGACAUCGAUUCGCGCGAAACCGUUUGAAUUUAGCGCCGUUUCGGGACGCGAAGAAAUGUCCAUUCAUAGGGCGUUAAACAAAGGAUAAGCGCCAAAAGUAGUAUGUUUUUCGAAGCGCGGCUCGAGAGAGCACGGACAGGCAGGGGUUGCGGGUCUCUUGCAUCAUUGGAAGUGGAAAUAGGUUGAGUAGGAGAGGCGCGUGAAAGGAGGAUAACACCGAGCAUCUCAGGAGCGGGAGGCGAGAGGCGCCGACGACGGAGCCGCGCGACCAAGAGUCCGUUGGACCUAAAGGGAAGGAAAGAGAGGAAAUGUUGGCAGAGCGAGCGAGCAACAUGAGCCAGCAGCAGCAGCAGCCGGCCUCAGAGUUCGUUAUUUUCGUCACCCACGUGGAACCCGACGACGUGUGCCUGAAGAUAUGGGGCCAGAUGGACAAGCAGGCCGCCACCGCCGUAGAGCACUACAUAUACCCGCUGAUAGAGCAGUUCAACCAGGGAUACGGCUGCCCCACCAAGGCCAGCGGGCAGAUCGUCGGCGCGCUGUGCUGCGCCAGGUUUCAGACCGACGGCUACUACCGCGCGAAGAUACUCAGCGUGCGUCCCGACGGCAUGAUCGUCGUGCAGUUCAUCGACUACGGCAACGUGGAGGUCCUGCCGCCGAACGAGAUUCAUCUGUUGGACAGCGUACGCGGCUCGGAUCCUCUCCGGGCCUACCCGGCGAUGGCGGUUGACUUUACGUUGCUCAACGUGCUGCCGGUGAACGGCGUUUGGGAGAACCGCACCAUCGAGGGGAUCAGGAAGAUACUCUGCUACAACGAGUACAGGGUGCUGGCGCAGAUGGUGAACAACCGUUGCCUGAUCAAGCUCUGGUUCAACAACGAGGACUUCAGCGAGCUGCUGGUGAAGGAACGUAUGGCCAUACCGGCCACUGUGCAGGACAUGUUCAGACCGAAGCACACGAUUCAGCAUCGAGUGCUGCAACAGAUACCGUAUCAGCAGUCGAACAAGGGCAAUAUGAACAACUUUGCGGCGAUGCCGAUGCUGCAGAGCCUAAAUGGCAAUCACAAUGUCAAUAUGCAGGGGUUAUACCACAAGACUUACUUGCCUGGUGCGAAUCAACACAAACACGCUGCUCAGCCGAUGCCGCAGCCGCCGCCGCAGCAUCUGCCGCCGCCGCAGCAUCCGCCGCCACCGCAGCAUCCGCCGCCCGUCCAAGAGGCGCUCGUGUUCAAGUCGCGAGUACUGGACGUGGGCUCGAAUCACGAGGUACUUAUAUCGCACGUCGAGGACGGUCCGCAAAAGUUUUCCGUACAGGUCGAGAGCACGAGGCCUGUCCUGACUCGGCUUAUGAACGAGAUAAACAGCCAUUCGAAGCAGCCGCUGCAGGAACCGCCGUUGCCAGGAUCGGUUUGCCUGGGGCGCUACAAGGACGCUGCGGGAGACAAGGUGCUGUGCCGGGCGGUCGUAAUGUCUGUGAUGGAAAACAAAUGUAAACUGUAUUAUGUUGAUUUCGGCCAUACGGAAGUCUUGCCGUAUACGGACAUUUUCCAAUUGCCGCCCGAGUACAUUAAUCCCAAGGUGCUCUCCAUUCGGUUCACGUUAAGCGGCUUGAAGGAGCUCACCAUCUCGCAGGAGAUGAAGGAGUAUUUUAAGGAUCUGGUGAACAGAAGACUGCUCGUCCUACACGUCCGUCCGCCGGAGGGGCCGCCGUUAAUUCAAUACGGCGACCUGUACGACAACGGUGUUAACGUGAAGGACGUGCUGAAAAAAGCGUUACCAGCACCACCCAUAGUGAUACCGAUAACAUAUUCCUACCCGCAAUUGCAACGACUGACGAAAGACUUCCAGGAGGUCGUGCACGUUUCUUACGUGGAGUCGUGUAAAAAGUUCUUCGUGCAACUCGACAGCGGGAUGAAGUCCCUCGAGUCGAUAAUGGCGGGCUUGGCGCAGUACGCCAAGACCGCGUCCACGUUAAAUAUAGCGCAACUGAAAGCGGGACUACCCUGCGCCGCCCUAUACGACUCGCAAUGGUAUCGUGCGCAAAUCCUUGGCAUUGUUGGGGACAAGGUUAAAGUGGUGUACGUUGAUUACGGAAACGAGGAGGUGUUGCCUGUAAUCUCGCUUCGCACCAUUCACGAUGAUCUAGUAAUCAAGUUGCCUGCGCAAGCUGUGAUGUGUGCAUUGAAUGGCUACGAGGUGCUCUCGUUGGAUCAAGACGUCUCCAAUCAUUUUGAAAGAUUGACGCUCGAGAAACGUUUUUACAUGAAAGUAGUUGCCGCACAACCCAAUGGCCUAUUAGUAGAUUUAUUCGAAUUUGACACUAUGAGGAGCGUUCAUCCUCAAUUGUUGAACAAUUUGUUCUGCGAUAAAACCGAAAAUUCGACGACGAGCUCGCGAAACGAAGAAGUUCAGCAGUCUGUAAAGACAAAUGAAUUCCAAAGUGAAGACAAGUAUGUCAAAAAAAGUGUGGAUUCUUGGAAUCGUAACCAGAACGCCAAGCCUUUCCAAAACAACAAAUCAAGUACUUGGUCUCAAGAGAAACAGUAUGAUAAUAGACGUGAGAGAACUGGCGCUUAUGCUUAUCGUGACGGUUCACAGAACGAUCGGUUUAUCAAAGACAAAGCAGCGAACAAUAGAUUUGAUAGAGAAAAAUCGUAUAACAAAUACGACGAAGGUGAAAAUGUAUUUAACAGAAGUAAUAGGGGAACCCCUCGCGACGGUGGAAAUAGAUUUAGUGGCAAUGAUGGUAGAUACAACCGUAACAAUUCGUCUGAUAAAGCAAAUAGUGACAAAGAUUCUGAUACCUCGUCGAGAGGCGAUAGACGAGAGAAAGGUGGUUUCAGACGUAAUGGUUUUAACGAUAGCCGAGGGGGAAACCGCGACGGCGGAGGAUCGGGCAGACUGCAGACUACGAAUUGGGGUGACAAAAAGCCAGCUACGGCUUAUAAGACUAAUUAUAGAAGCGAGAAAUUUAAUGAUAACUACAAUAUCGGCAAUAAAUUCAGAAGCAGAGAAGAUAAUACAGAUGAAGUGUCAUACAAUCUGCCGGUUGAUUCUGAAUCAUGGGGUACGGACGACGCUGACAAAGGGAAACCUCAACAUUUAUUAAUGAGAAUUGACAUCGCUCUCAGUUCCGUAAAGAAUUGCGAGGUGGUAUUUAUUAACAGUCCGUUGGACUUCUUUGUUCAGCUGAGUCCCGAUUGUUUGGAAUUGGAUUCUAUUAUGGAAAGUAUUGCCGCAACUUACGAGAACGGUGGAGAAACGAUGCAAGCUUCCGAGAUACGAAGCGGUACAUAUUGUAUCGCUCAAUAUUCGGAGGACCUCAAAUGGUACAGAGCGAUGAUCAAAUCCGUAGAAGAGAACAGCGCGACUGUGGAAUUUGUCGACUAUGGGAACACAGAGUCGGUCGACUCGAUGAAAAUUAAAGUUAUUUCAGAAGAAUUUCUGAAACUUCCGAUGCAAGCGGUACAUUGCAAACUACUUGGAUUGACAACGUGCGAUGAGGAGGCACAAUCUGCGAUUUUCGUAGAGAAAGCCGAAGGGAAACCACUACAAGUCGAGUUUGUCUCUGAAGAAAACGGAAUAUACGAAGUACUAUUGCGUGAAGUUGUCGAUGAUGUGCCGAACACUAAUUAUAUAAAUGAGGAGUUUUGCACAAUCGCCGAUAUAACAAGAGCGAAGGAAGCUGCAUCGAGUAAAAAAUCAUUUGUAAACCCGACAGAAACUAGUGGAGCUACAGAUUAUGCUCCUUCUGAUUCAAAAUGGCAAACAGCUUUAUACGAGCCUGAAUCUAAACAGGAUGUACUUGUAACAUGGUUUAUAAAUCCUAACAAGUUAUAUUGCCAACUGUUGUCUAAAGAAGCAGAAUUUAAAGCAAUGAUGAGCGAAAUUCAAAAAACAUAUGCCAAUAGAACACCUGUGACAUAUAAAUUAGAGAUUGGCUCAGCAGUCGUAGCUAUAUUUUCUGAAGAUCGAGCUCUUUAUCGAGCGGAAGUUACGAGUAUUGAUACGCUAAAGAAUACAUACGUAGUUCAGUACAUUGAUUUUGGAAAUUGCGCGAUGGUAGAUAUACGUAAUAUUUAUCCCGUCGAGAGGAAAUUCAUGCAGCUGCCGAGAUUGGCAGUGCAGUGUACAUUGAUGGAUGUCGUACCUAAUAAUAAAAACUUGAGUUGGUCCGAAGUAGAUAAUAACGCGCUCGAUAAUUGCUUCAAUGCUGAUAAGUACGAAUGCACAUUCCAUAGUUUUAAUGGCGAUCAGUAUACAAUUUCGUUGAAUCACGAUGGACAAGAUGUUGGUAAUAUGUUGGUGCAACAAAACCUUGCAGUCUUCGCUACGAAAACUUCGGUUGAAACAAUUACAGAAACAUAUGAUUCAGAAGUAAAAGAGCUCAAUGAUGUGGAAAGAGUGGACAUAAGUCUCCUAAGUGGCCAAACUCUCAAAAUGAGAAUUUCUAGUGUAGAAAGUACCACCCAGUUUUAUGUCCAGCUUCCAUCUGCCUCAAAAUGUGAUAGCAUUGUCGAUCAAUACAUGGCUGAUAAAGAUACAAAGGCUUUGGCUCUACCUGGAGAGCUCGCGGUCAUGCAGAACCAAGCGUUAGAAUGCUCCCUACAAAACGUUCCGGCGUCGCCCGACGCAGAUAAACAAUUGAAGGAGCUUGAAAACAAAGAAGUGUUGGUCUACGUGGAAGAAGUCAAUAACAGCAGACUUAUGGUAAAGCUGUACGAUCUACUCGGCAAUGGGAUAAUGAAUGCCGAAGAGAAGAUAUCGCCCGUAUGUCCGAUGCCUGUUCUGAAUUCAACCCACAAGGUCUCUGUGUCGCACAUAGAUCACUCUACCAGUAUCUGGUUGCAACGGUAUUCGGACAUGGAACUCGAGACAAAACUGUCGGAAGAUCUUCAACAGUAUUACGCUAGUUCUGGACAAAGUGUCGAACCGCAGGUGCACCUGUUGUGCGCGACGAAAUAUUUGGACGACGGCCAAUGGUACAGAGGAAGAGUCGUUAGCCUCACCGAAACAACGGCCUACAUAAAUUACAUUGACUACGGCAAUAGCGAGGAAGUCCCUCUGGACUCGAUCAUGGUUUUGGAACCGCAAUUUUACGAACCCCACCAAUUAGCCGUAAACGUAUCGUUAUCCGUGCUUCUCACCGGCACCGAGGCUGAGCAGAAAGACUUGCUGCAAACUCACUUGACAGAUAAAGAUUUCACGGCUAUAUUUUACAACGUGCACAAGAAGUGGGUCGUUGAUCUGAUGGAAAAUGAACAAAAGCUCAGCGAUAGAUUCCGCUCAUUGAAUCUCGUGGAGAUUGAGCAAACUGUAUGUGAACCAGCGUCUCAGAUACAAGAAACUGCAACGCCUGGCAGGUUCGACGUGUGCGUAUCCCACGUGGAUUCUCCAAGUCAGUUCUGGAUACAGCGCGUGGACCAAGUUACGUCUCUCAAUGAAAAACAAGAACAGCUUCAGCUAGAAGUUGCCGAGUUUGUGGCGAUAGACGGUAUACCGGAAGAAGGCACUUUAUGCGUUACCGUUUACUCGAUUGACGAUCUUUGGUACCGCGCAGAGGUAUUGGAUGCGGACGAGGACAUCACGACCGUCCGAUUCAUAGACUACGGCAAUACCGACAUCAUUGACAACAAAGCGGGCAACAUUCGACAGAUGCCAGACGCCUGGCAGAACCUAGAGACAUUUGCGUUCAAGUGCCGCCUCGACGUUAUUCCCGUGGACACGGAGGAUUGGAGCGAGUCGACUUGCGAGAGAUUCAAGAACCUGGCGAUGUCAACGGAGAGCCUUCAGGCUCAGAUAGUGGCGGACACCGUGCCUAAACGCGUGGAGCUGUUCAUAAACGACAAGAGCGUCAGCGAGACGUUGGUCGAGGAGAAGCAUGCUAUUAUAAUUAAUACCGAGCAGGAACCCGUGGACGAGAUAGUCGAUCUCGAACUGGACCCGCAUUCCGCCUUCGUGUGCCACGUCAACUCGCCGAGCGAGUUCUGGGUUCAGGAGGAGAAGUCCGUUGCCGAUCUGGAGGUGAUAGCGGACAGAUUUAUGGUCGCCGACAUGUUCCCGAGGAUCGACAACAUGAAGGAAGGUUUGCUGUGCGUCGCCAAAUAUCCCGAGGACGAACAGUGGUACAGAGCGCGCGUGGUCUCCCACGACAAGGACGGCACGCGAGUGAUAUACAUCGACUACGGAAACUCCGCGGUAUCCACCGAGAUUCGUGCCAUUCCGGAAGACCUGGCGAGCACGCCGCCUCUGUCGCGUAAAUGCUGCCUGGAGCUGCCGGCGCAGGUCGAGAAGUGGUCGGAGCAGGCGCGCGAGGAGUUCGUCCGGCUGGCCGCGGACGGCGCGACAAUUUUCCUCCUGGACGUUCUGAAGGAGCAGGAGACGUCGUUGGUGAAACUCGCGUUGGACGGGCAGAACGUCGCUGACAUUCUCGGCGCCAUGUGCGAGCGAAUCUCGCCGGUUAUCGAGGAGAGAUUGCCGCCGCUCGGCGAGGAGAACUCGCCGAACGUGGUGGUCAGUCACAUUAACAGCCCGAGCGAGUUCUGGAUUCAAACCGAGAGCAGUAUAAGCGAGCUGGAGGUGAUGUCGGAUCGCCUGCGAGACGCGGAGAGCUUCCUCACGUUAAGCAGCCUCGACGCGGGCACGGUCUGCGCCGCUCGUUAUCCCGAGGACGGCUGUUGGUACAGGGCGAGGAUAGUCGCGCGUUGCGACGAGGGCAUGGAGGUCUUGUACAUGGAUUACGGCAAUUCCGCGGUUACGGAGGAACUGAGAGUGCUGCCGGAGGACAUCGUGAAUAUUCCUACGCUGUCGAAGCGAUGCGCGCUGGAGAAACCGAACCACGCCGUUACAUGGAGCGAACAAACUUGCGACAGGUUCAAGGAACUCGCCGCCGAAGGAGCCACGAUGUUCCAGUUCGAGAUCGUCGACGAAAACGACCCGAUGCACGUCCGACUGAGUCUAAACGGGACGAAUGUUAUUGAACUUUUAUCAGAAUGCGAAAACAUUCCAAAAGAAGUAACCGAGAUUAAAGACACUGCUUUCGAUAUGGAAAAACAAGAAACAGUUAUUGAACUUUUAUCAGAAUGCGAAAACAUUCCAAAAGAACAAGUAACCGAGAUUAAAGACAAUGCUUCCGAUAUGGAAAAACAAGAAGCGGUGCUUCACGAGAAUCAAAUAAAUGGCGAAGAGACUUUAAAGUUAAGUAAAGAAGCUGAGCAAGAAUCAGAAUUUAAUCAAACGGAUAAUCUGGUUUGCGUUAAUCAAAUGGAGACGCUGGACAUUAAUGAAGUAGCAUUGAACACGGAAAGCAAUGGAAUUGAAGAUUCUGGUAUAAAUGAGAAAUGUGAAUAUGAAGACCAAGAAUUCGCAAACACCGAAAUCAAAUCAUUGCCCUGUACCAAUAGCGACACUUCUAAAAUUGUGGCUGAAAUUCGAGCCGAAUGUAUCUCAAGUUUGAUGGACGGUAUCAGCACGUCCGAAAUAUCUGCUAUCACGCCAUCUCCUCAACCAUCCUCGUCCAGUGUAACGGAACUCAGCGUUGACGAAAUAAUUGCGAAAAUGAUAAAAAAUGCUACCGACUAUCUAGAAAUCCAUUAUCCAAAUGAGUUAAACGCACACGAGACGCAACAGAGUGUCGUCCAAACCGAAGAGACUGAACAGCAUGGACUGGUUUCUCAAAUGCAAUCUGUAGCUAUAAGUAAAUCUUCGGACACAGAGACUAUAGGAACGCCUCAGGUCCCCAUGCAACUUGAUGCUAAUCGAGUCGCGGAGGAGGGACAAGAGACGUGCGCCAGGAUGGAAUCUGGUGCGAGUGAGUCUUCGAAAUACGAAAUUUCAGAAGUGAUAUCGUGCUUGCCGAAGGAAGAAGUAAAUCUCCAGCAGAUUCAGAGGCAAAGUCCAACGACGAUCGAGACUAUUUCUGAAAGUAUAAACGAUAACGGUUUGGAGGCCCGAUCUGAGAGCACAGAUAUGAGCAACGAUUCUUCCUCGGGAUUAGCUUGCAUGGCGAAAUCGUCGUCCGUAAUUAAGACUGACCCUAUUGAGCGAAGUGGUCACACGGAAAAACCAUCGGACAAGGAUGCACCUGUCUCCGAAGGCGGGCCGGCUAAUCCGGAAACGAGACGCAUCGUGACACCAAAGACAUCGCAUUCGGAGAAAUUCGUGGCCGCUGUCGUGAAUCCCUAUGUACAGUCGGUUCGCGACUGCGAGAACGACGAGGUACUUAGUAUCUCCGUAGAUGACAUUCCUAAAUACAUGGUAUAAUUUUAUAAUACAGCGAAUAGCGUAUUGCAAAUUUAUAUGCACAUAUGCAUUAUGUACGUACAUAUAAACUUACAGUAUAAAAUAUGAAAUUAUAUGUAGUUUCUCCAAAGGAUCACUUUUAUUUGUUUUCCUAUUAUGUUUACGUAGAUAUGCAUACAUCUAUAUAUGUAUAGUUAUAUAUAUAUACAUAUAUAUAGAUAAAAAGAAGGAAUAUAAUCAUACGCGUGUAACAUGUACGAUAAUAGUUGAGUUUUUCUUUUUUUCUUUUUUUCCGUUUUACAAGCGACACAAAUAUGCUGCGUUUCUUAUGAAAUUGCCACGUGCUCAUACACAUUAUGCCAAAAAAUGCAACCAAAGAUUAAUUUACUUGAUCAAUACCCAGCGAGAAAUGGCUCGUCGAUCGAUGUCGAAACGAUGUCGAGUCAUUUCUCACUGGGUAGUUGUAUUGUUUGCGUCGUUGUUACAUUUAAUGCUAAUAAUAUCGUUUACAAUAUUGCUACUCUUAAUGCUCACAUUUCUUUCAAAUUAUCCGAUUAAUUCGAUUUCCAAUUUCUUAUUUCCAGAUUGAGAUACUUUUUGUUUUAGACAAUUUUGUGUAACUGCAAUUAUUCAUUACUCAUGCGGCUGCUCUUUGACAAAUAUGAUAGGCAAACAAAAAUUUUACUUGUUUGACAUACGUACUUGAUAAUCGUUACAUAACGUUUAGGACAAUUUUUAAUGUUAUUCAGAAGCGAAAUGGUGCACACGAAUUAUUUUUUCGUCCCCAACAAAUGCACAUUUCUGAAAGCAAGUAAUGCUGUUAAAAAUAACUACAAAUUGUUACUUUCGCGGCAUAUAAAAUGGUAGUAAUGGUAUGCAUCUUAAAGUUUUUUUAGGCAUUGUCAGAAGUAAAAUGAUUAUCCGAAACGUAAUGUAGGAGAAAGAAAAGCUGCUUUUUGUGUCGUUGCCAUGUUACUAUGUACAUUUUCCAUAUAUGAAACUAUACAUGGUGGAAAUACAUAGGUAUGUAUUUCCACCAUGAAACUAUAUAUCUAUAAUAAAAUAUGAAUUGUGAAUUUAUUUUGAAUCCUAUGCCAUGUAUUAUGUAGUUCCCACGUUUCUUCCUACAAUUCUUUAUUAACAUGUAUAACAUUACGAUUAUAAUAGUUGACAGGCAAAGCUGUAUAAAUUUGUAUUUGUGUAUUCUGCUAAAAUAUAUUUUUCUAAUAAACAUUUCAACAAGU